Contarinia nasturtii (swede midge) is the source of this 1662-nucleotide messenger RNA. RefSeq names its product hydroxylysine kinase-like. The transcript has 5 exons. The record is from RefSeq and is a predicted model, not a curated record. Gene Ontology annotation, molecular function: amino acid kinase activity. Bases 41 to 1285 code for a protein of 414 amino acids. NCBI's taxonomy places the organism in Eukaryota, Metazoa, Arthropoda, Insecta, Diptera, Cecidomyiidae.
AAAGAAAAUUUGGUUAAUUUCGAGAAAUCAUCUCGUCAAGAUGAUAUUUUUCCGCAAUCUAUUGGUAGUAGCUCUGAUUGCUUCGGUGAUCAUGACUUUGUUGGUCGAGGCGGCAAAUGAUAAAAAUAGAGCACGACGCUUGAAGAAGCUUGAAGAUCGAAAGAAAAGUAAGGCUGAUUCCAAAGGGAUUUCAACUUCAGCAAAUUCAAAACCUGAAUCAAAGAUUCGCCCACUAGUUAGCAAAGAGGAGGCCAUUUGUUUGGCUAAACGUCUUUAUGGCAUUUCAACGCGAAAUAUAUCGGAAUUAGUGUCAUAUGACGAUAAAAAUUUUCUUAUCCACGUUGAUACGAUAAUUAAGAAUCCCGCCAUGGUAUGGCCACAUGGUUACGUAUUGAAAAUUAUCAAUUCGCUUGAUACAAAAAAACCAGCUUAUUUUGAUGGUCAAACGCAAUUGAUUCUAUUUUUACGACAACAAGGAAUCGAGUGCCCAAAACCGGUGAAGAACAUUUUUGGAAAGUAUAAUUCAAUUGAGAAAAUUGGUGGAUCUUCGCAUUUAGUCAGAUUGUUGGAAUAUAUUCCUGGUCAGAUGUUCGAUAAUGUGCUUAAAACGAAACAUCUAUUCUAUCAAGUUGGUCAUUUUGUUGCCAAAAUUGAUUCAGCAUUAAAACCUUUCCAGCAUGAUGGUUUCAAAAACCACACAUUUUUAUGGAUGCUUGAUUCGGUGCCACAAUUGUCAAAAUUGUUGUAUGCAAUCAAUGACAUAAAAAAGCAAGCCUUAAUUCAAGAGGUGUUGAAAGAGUUCGAUGAAAAAGUUUUGGCACAUUCGGCCAAUUUUUCAAAGGGUAUAAUUCAUGGCGAUUUCAAUGAAAAUAAUAUUGUCGUAACAAAAACAUCAUCUGAAUCGAACGAAUUUCGUGUAACUGGCGUCAUUGAUUUUGGAGACGCAUGCUAUUCAUUUUAUAUAUUUGAAUUGGCAAUUACUAUUGCUUACAUGAUAUUACAGACAUCUAAGCUGGAAACAGCUGGAUACGUUAUUGCUGGAUAUCAAGAAUUGCGACCAAUACCAAAUAAUGAACGAGACGUUCUAAAGAUUUGUGUUGCGGCUCGACUGUGUCAAAGUCUUGUACUUGGCGCCUAUACACACACACUUAAUCCAGAAAAUGAUUAUUUGUUAACAACACAGGAAAAUGGAUGGAAGGUACUAUCGAUGAUCUGGGACAAACCUAAGAAAGAACUUGAUGAAUUAUGGUUCACAACAGCUGACGAAUAUUUUGGAGCAAAGUGACAAACGCUAAAAUGUUCUAAAAUGCAAAAUGUUUGAAGUUUAUGGCAAAAAUGUCAACCAGGGUUUAAGAAUUGAAAAGAAAUGUUUCUAGUUUUUUUUUUAAGUAUUUUUCUUUUAUUGAUGAAUAAAAAAAAGAUUUGGGCUAAUCAAUUAAUAUGCAAAUUUUGGAUACAUACAUUUUUGCGCAUUGUAGUGUCUUUGGGAUUAGAAAUUUCAUGAUAUUAUAAUAAAUAUACCAAAGUCCUAUUUUGUGAAUAACAAAGAUGAGUAAAGUAUUAUUCAGUCAAUAUAUUAUUCUAAAAAAGUAAAGAAAAUGUCAACAAAUGCUCAAUAAAAGCUAUAUGCACUGAGUUUUUUCUGCAUCAUUCAUGCAUAAA